Zingiber officinale is the source of this 2292-nucleotide messenger RNA. RefSeq names its product neutral/alkaline invertase 1, mitochondrial-like. Gene Ontology annotation, cellular component: mitochondrion. Bases 158 to 2044 code for a protein of 628 amino acids. Gene Ontology annotation, molecular function: sucrose alpha-glucosidase activity; endo-alpha-N-acetylgalactosaminidase activity. NCBI's taxonomy places the organism in Eukaryota, Viridiplantae, Streptophyta, Magnoliopsida, Zingiberales, Zingiberaceae. The transcript has 6 exons. Gene Ontology annotation, biological process: sucrose catabolic process. The record is from RefSeq and is a predicted model, not a curated record.
ACUUCUUCAGCAUCUCCGUUUGUUGCCUACAUUUUUACAGAUCAGUCUAUUUUACGAGUUUUAUCUAGCCUUUUGGUCAUUGUAAAUGUAAAUUUAAGUCCUUCAACUACUCGGUAUUUCGACGAUAGAGUCCUUUGUGACUACUGCAAUCGGAUCCAUGGAGAUCGCCGUCGCCGUGAGGCCCUUCGGCCGUUUCCUCGCCGCCCAUAUCUUGCCUUCGUGUUUUUCCCCCGGUGCUGACGGCGUCUUCUUAGUUCAAGGCCGCUUCUUCUCGAAGCGUCCCAUCGGCGUUCCUCGGCGCCGAUUCGCCUCCUCAUGUGCCCGCGCCGCCGUGGCCCCCGCGAAGGACGAGACUGGGGUCUCGGAUUUUCGCAGGCUCUCCACUGCUGCAGGGCCUCUGCAGUCUGGAAGUGAUCGACCCUUUGAGCGAAUCCUCGUCCAGGGCUUCUCCGCCGUGAAGCCGCUGGUGAUCGAGCGCGUGGAGUCGGAGAAUGAACUUCUGACAGUGCUGGUGGUGGAAAAGGAGGAGGAGGAAAUGAAAAGAGUAGUACUAACGGUCGCCGAGGAGGGGAAGGAGACGGCAGUUGAGAAGGAGGCUUGGAGGUUGUUGAACGAUGCGGUGGUGAGCUACUGCGGGAGCCCAGUGGGAACGGUGGCCGCCAACGUUCCGGCGGUUGAAGCCCUCAACUACGAUCAGGUCUUCAUCAGGGAUUUCGUGGCGUCGGCGAUCGCCUUCCUCCUCAAGGGGGAGACUGAAAUCGUUCGAAAUUUCCUCUUGUACACCUUGCAAUUGCAGAGUUGGGAGAAGACUGUAGACUGCUACAGCCCUGGACAAGGGUUGAUGCCUGCAAGCUUCAAGGUUCGAAGUGUGCCCAUGGAUGGAAGAAAGGAUGAAGUUGAGGAGAUACUUGACCCUGAUUUCGGUGAAUCAGCCAUUGGACGAGUUGCUCCAGUAGAUUCUGGAUUGUGGUGGAUCAUAUUGCUAAGAGCUUACGGGAAGAUCACUGGGGAUUAUACAUUACAAGAGAGAGUGGAUGUCCAGACUGGCAUUCGAUUGAUCUUAAACUUGUGCUUAUCUGAUGGAUUUGAUAUGUUCCCUACUCUACUUGUUGCCGACGGUUCUUGCAUGAUAGAUCGACGAAUGGGAAUUCAUGGACAUCCUCUUGAGAUCCAAGCUUUAUUCUACUGUGCUUUGCGUUGCUCACGUGAGAUGAUUGCCUCUGAUGAUGGAUCCAGGAGCCUGCUGCUUGCUGUUAACAAAAGGCUCACGGCACUAUCAUUCCAUAUCAGAGAGUACUAUUGGGUUGACAUGAAGAAGAUCAAUGAGAUUUAUCGCUACAAAACUGAAGAAUACUCCCAAGGUGCUACUAACAAAUUCAACAUCUAUCCGGAGCAAAUUCCUAGUUGGCUAGUUGAUUGGAUUCCUGAAAAAGGUGGCUACUUGAUCGGGAACCUUCAGCCAGCUCACAUGGAUUUCAGGUUCUUCUCACUGGGCAAUCUAUGGGCUAUCACUUCAUCUUUAACCACUCCGAGACAAGCCGAGGAGAUUCUGAACCUGAUGGAGAAUAAAUGGGAGGAUUUCGUUGGGAAUAUGCCUCUGAAGAUAUGUUAUCCUGCGUUAGAAUAUGAAGAAUGGCACAUAAUUACUGGAAGUGAUCCGAAAAAUACGCCUUGGUCAUAUCAUAAUGGUGGAUCAUGGCCUACCCUACUAUGGCAGUUCACAUUGGCUUGCAUCAAGAUGGGCCGGCCUGAAUUAGCUCGUAAAGCUGUCUCUGUAGCUGAGAAAAGGCUUUCGAACGAUCAAUGGCCUGAAUACUAUGACACCCUGACUGCAAGAUUCAUCGGUAAACAAUCGCGGCUGUAUCAAACAUGGACAAUUGCUGGGUUUCUGGCAUCAAAGUUGCUACUGGAGAAUCCAGAAAUGGCAUCCAUAUUCACAUUUGAGGAAGAUAUGGAACUACUGGAAGGCUGUGCCUGCAGUCUGACAAACCAUCCUCGUGCCAAAUGCUCACGACGCGUUCCAAAAGUGCAGGUCCUCGUAUAACUUGUCGAAGAUACACAACCAUUCUUUGAUGCUUGUACUGUAUAUAAGAAAAAGGAAAACCAUAGAUGGAAGAGGGAUCCACCUCCAUACAACAUUGUUUCCUCAUUGUGGUAUGCUCUUUUUUUGUUGAGCUACCAUGAUGGUGAUUGUGUAUCAGUGAUGUCUAAAAGAUUUGGCCUUUGUAAUAAAAAAUUAGAUGUAUGUUUUGAUGACACAUUGAUUCAUAUAACUUUUCUUUUUUAUGUUCA